AUUAACUCAUUGGUAUUGGUAUGGAAUCCAAGCAGCGGUUCCAGGAUCAAUGAGAAGGAUGUGUUGGAAGGCCUCCAGCCUCACCCUAACAUACGAAGCUUAGAGAUUGAGAACUAUAAAGGUGAUGAAUUCCCACCAUGGCUUUUAAAACUCAAUAAUUUGGUGGUGCUGAAAUUGGAAGGCCAUUUUCCUCAUCUUGAAAUUCUUGAGUUGGAAGAAUUGGAUAGUUUAAGUUAUAUCGUCAGUGGAUUUAGAACAAUGGCUGCAGCUUUGUGUCCAGCUUUAAAAAGAGUGUCUCUAAAGCACAUGAAUAAUCUAAUGGAAUGGAAAGUACCUGAAGCAGCAGCUGGUGGAAUGGAAGUAGCAUUUCCUUGCCUUGAAGAGUUGGAAUUUAAUAGGUGUCCGAAGUUGAAAAGAAUUCCAACUAUGAGGCAUUUUUCAUCAAAACUCGUAAGAUUGACAAUCAGAGACUGUGAUGCAUUGAGUCAUAUAUCUGGUGGAGUACAGGCACUAUUUCCUCUUCUCGAAGAGUUGUACAUUGAACGUUGCAGGGAGUUGAAAAGCAUCCCAUCAAUGAGCCAUCUCUCAUCAAAACUUUUAAGAUUGACAAUCAGACACUGUGAUGCAUUGAGUGAUAUGUCUGGCGAAUUUCAAGCCUCUAUGACAUCUUUUAAAUAUUUAACCAUAGAGUAUUGUUCCAAUCUGGCAUCCAUUCCAAGCCUUCAAAACUGCACAGCUCUGAAGGUAUUGUCUAUUUCUAAGUGCUCUAAGGUGGUGCCUAUUAUUCUAGAAUUGCAUUCUCUUAGAAGUGUAUCCAUCCGUUCGUGUGAAGAAGCAUGUGUUCGAAUUAGGUGGCCACUAUCCUGCGCAAAUCUGGAGGAUUUGAAAAUAGAGCACUGCAGGGAGCUUAUCUUUGAUGAUGAUUUACAUGGAGGAGAAUUGUUGCCUUCUUCUUGUCUUCAAUCACUAGUCAUUAUGCGUUGUGAAUACUUGAAGUCUGUUCCUGAUGGUUUAGAAAGAAGACUGCAUUCUCUUGUUCGAUUAGAUAUCAGUGGGUGUCCGAAUUUAAGUCAUAUUCCGGAAGAAUUCUUUCGCGGCCUCAACCAAUUGGAGGUAUUGCACAUUGGUGGUUUCUCAGAGGAAUUGGAGGCAUUUCCUGGAAUGAAUUCAAUCCACCACCUGAGUGGUUCCCUCAAAGAGCUAAAGAUAAUUGGAUGGAAGAAACUGAAGUGUCUACCAAAUCAACUUCAACACCUCAUCUCCCUUACGAAAUUAAAGAUCUAUGGUUUCAACGGAGAGGAAUUUGCGGAAGCUUUGCCACAUUGGUUAGCCAACCUUUCUUCUCUUCAAGAGCUUACAAUUUCGGAAUGUCAGAAUCUCAAGUAUCUUCCAAGUUCAACUGCCAUGCAACGCCUCUCCAAAUUAACACUUCUGAACAUUAGGAGUUGUCCGCAUCUUGAUCGAAAUUGCUUAAAGGGCAGCGGGUCUGAGCGGUCCACGAUUUCUCAUAUCCCAAGUAGCAAUAUAGGAGUAGAGCGCAACUCCUCCAAAAAUAAAUAGCAAGUGAGGGAGCACAAUCUUAAUAUCAGUUGUAUCAGGUCGGCUCUUCACUUUCGAACUUUUUGGGUUUACAUGGACUUAACCCAUCAGGAGACGGCGAUCCGGUACAAAAGAGACAAGGUCUCCGUGCUGCACAGCCAGCCCCCGCUUUGACUUCUGACAAGUAUUUGGUUGUUUGCAUCUUUUUAUGUAAUUAUAUUUUCAGGGUUGAUGUUUCUCCCGAUUUGGAGUCCUGGCAGGAGCAGCAGUGGAUCAAGAAAGACUCAAUUGUGCAUCUCUCUGACAUUUUAAGGAAACAUCUCCUCCUCCACAAAGGUUUAAUCAUUUGUGAGUGUUUUGGCAAUUGAGAUGAACUAUACAGUGGAUUUGGUUGAGUAGAUCAUGGAAAACCAGAGUAGAUGCACUGCUCUAUUUUUUCUGUCAUGGUUUCCUAGCCCAACCAAGUGAAAGGAUUUCGAGACAGCAAGGACAAAUGGUGAAAUAUAGAGGACCGGAUAAAGAAGCAGGCUAGAACAUGAAAUGCUUUUGAAUAUGUGAGCUUGGGAAAAGGUUAAGGGGGAAAAGUCUUCUUGAGUUUGUUAGACAAUUAUUCAACAUUACUGUUUAUCAGUGCAAAGAGAUGCAUGAAAUGCAUUUGGUUACCGUUGUGAGACUUAAAGUUGGUGAUUCACAGGAAUUAAUCUUAUUUAGGGAUUGGAGCGGAGAUGGGGACUCCAUUAACUCACUGAGGUAUUUGGCAUCGCAGAUAGUGUCAGGUUUCUCUAUGAGAUUAUUAACCAUCCAAUCCCUUGUGUUGAAGUUGAUGCAACAUGGUCUCCCAGCAAACAAACCAGCCCCUGGAGUUGACUGAAGGACUGCACCGCAACAGCACAUGGUAUUUGCUGAAGUGAAGGAUCUUCAUGUUGAUAAAAUUGCAUUAGAAGCCAACGCUGAUCAUCACUGGGAAGGUUGCACAUUUAGUGUUAAAAUGUGUCUUGAAUUUUUCAGAGACCACAUUAAAAGUGAGCCAGUCGAGUUGGAACUUUGUUUGCUUCUACAUGAACCCUAAACGCCUAGGUGCAUGCUUGGAACAAAGAAAUACUGCAACUAUCAAAUGCAAGAUGAGAAGGUGAAGCUGAAAUACAGUAACCAGAAGCUCUCACAUAUACAGCACACUCCUUAGCCACUCCCUUCUCUUUUUGUGUCUUUUUAUUUAUUUAUUUAUUAUUAUUAUUAUUAAGGGUUAUUGGGUUUUUCAUGUGUUGGCCUUUAGUUCAUUAUCUUUGUCUGGUUUUCAUGGUUUGCAAGGAAAUGUGAUGUGGGGUUAUGUUGGUUCUUGGUUUUUGAAGCAUUUUGGUACAGUUUGAAAUGUUGUUUUGUCCAUUGACAUGGUUAGAAUGGAAAAUUUGCUUGGUCGAAUUGUUAAUUUUUGUGUUAAAUUGCUUUGUGGUUAUAAUAAAUUGAAGUGUUGAUUAUGCUCAUAUUGAACUUGGUCUUGAUUGUAUUUACUUGACUGGUUUCUUGAAUUGGACAAAAAUAAAAAUUCACUGAAACUGCUGUAGAAGUUGGUUGAGGGUCUUUGAUUAUUUACAAUAUAUACUGACAAUUGAGCAGGUUAAGAGUGAUAUAAUUCUAGUUUAAGAAACCAUAUGUAAAGGGAAGUUAUAUUAUGGAGGAUGCUUUUUAACUGGCUAAUGGAUGUGUUCUCUUUUUGUUGGGAGUUUGUGACAUAAUAUUUUGAGUUUUUAAGGUAAAGAAGUAACCCCAUUUGUAGAAAGCUCACCGAAACAACUUAGGUUGAGCUAGUGGGUGACAUAUGUUACAUUUCACGAUUCAAAUGUCUUAUGAUUUGUUUAUUGCAGUAAGCUUGCAGGUGAUACAAUUCGUGAAGCUGUUACAACUAUCAAAAAUGGUGUGAAAGACAAACCACCCAAGUUUGUUUAGACCAUUGAGCUACAGAUUGGUUUGAAAAACUAUGACCCCCAGAAGGACAAGAGGUUCAGUUGCUCUUUAACAAAGGUUAUGGAUCAUUUUCAUAAGCUGAGGGGUUUUUCUAAUCACACAUUUAGGCUUGCCUUUUGGCUUUCUAUGCAUAAGGAUUUCCAAGAUUUUUCUUUGGAAGAUGCAUAUGCUAAUUAUGGCAUUCAACCCUUAGGUUCCCUACUACUGAUUUUAACAUAUUUCAGUCAUCUGUCUCACCAGAUUGUCGUACCUUCUGUUUCAUUUCUAAAAAUUGGCAGGCACUUGAUCUUCAGCAGUGAUGUUAGAUGAAGAUUCGGUGCAAUCUCUUUAACAAAGAUAAGGGGAAGAUACAUGAAUAGCUCAAAUCUUUUUCUGAAGCAGAGUAGUGAGACUUGAAGGAGGUACUCUACUGGAUUCUCGCCAACAGCAUGGAAUUCAAGUUAAAUCUAUUCCAGUCCUUCACCUGAUUUGAAGUCCUGGAAGGAGCAGCAAUCGAUCAAGACACCGUCAAUAUGUGCAUCUCUCUGACAUUCCAAGGAAAUGUCUCUGCCUGCAGAAGGGUUUAAUCAUUUGGGGGUGUUUGGAUUGUCUUUUCUUCCAAUAAGAUUCUGAAGAACAGUUUGGAAGCUGCUGGUAGAGCAAAUGGUGGAAGAUGAUCUUUUAUGGUGAUACUUUAUGAGAUGGAUUACUAGCCCAACCAAGUGAAAGCAUUUCGAGGCCAGCAUCGACAAGGGGAAAAGUCUGAUGAAGGGGACUCGGACUAGAUAAUGCGAGAGCAGCUUUUUUUAGGGUUAGCUGAAAGACAGGCUAGAACCGGAUGUCAAAGAAGCCCCAAAAUCAGGGCCACUUUAACAAAUAUGGACAUACGUGCAAUGCCUUCGAGUUUUGCUGAAGCAGGAGUUGCUAUUGUGGGAUUUUGUGGAAAAUGACAUAAUGCUUCCAAGUAAUUCUAGCAACUCAGAGAUUCAGUUCAAUCUAUGCGAUGGAGGAUUUGCUGCUGUUAUUUGGAACAACUUCUGAUUCGGAUGCUCACUAUACUAAUUUUUUUACAUAAGAACCAGGAAAAAUAGGCCCGGGUUCAUGCACAGAGGCUCAUUGCUUCAUUUGAGCAGCUCAGUUUCAAGUGAGUUACAGAGACUCUUCUCCGUUCAAUCUCCGAAUAUGCCUUUAGUUUGAGAGCUGAGACACUGUACUUUGCGAGCUUGAGGCCUUGUGGACAGAAACAAAUAAAACAUUAUAAAUGGUAAGCUGUGCUACGAACAUCAUUUUUUAUUCUGUAUAGAUUCGGAGAAAAACAUUGGUGGGGUUUUUUUUUUUUUAUGUACUUUUAACUCAUCUAAAAUAUAUACUUUCUUGUCACUA
This is a messenger RNA of Populus trichocarpa (black cottonwood), 4863 nucleotides long. RefSeq names its product putative disease resistance protein At4g19050. Lineage: Eukaryota; Viridiplantae; Streptophyta; Magnoliopsida; Malpighiales; Salicaceae. Bases 259 to 1560 code for a protein of 433 amino acids. The transcript is spliced from 13 exons. The record is from RefSeq and is a predicted model, not a curated record.